UAAAAACACUUGAUGGGCACCAGGAAAGGUGGAAGUGUCCCUCCUGCAACUUUCCGCCCUGCUGGAUCCAGAGGAGAUGUGGGUCACCUGCCCCAAUCCUGGCUGCGAAAAGACAACAUGCCGGAAGUGCCGGGGGCUCUGGGAGGAGCACAAGGACAUGACCUGCGACGAGCUGGCUGAAAAGGACAAUGUAAAAUACCGGACAUCAAUAGAAGAGAAGAUGACAGCCGCUCUGGUGCAGAAGUGCCCCAACUGCGCAGUCAGCGUGAUGAAAAUGGAUGGCUGCAACCACCUCUUCUGCCGGUGUGGGGCUGAAUUCUGCCACUUGUGCAGAGGGGCAGCAAAGGGCUACGACCACUUUUGUAUGAUCCACUGCACCACUGGGCCCCGCUGCCGGGUGUGUGGGAAGUGCAGCCUCUGGAUGGACCCCACCGUAGGUGGCUCUUAGAUCUUCUCGGUUUUCAUUUUAAAUCUUCAGUGGGAUAGAGAAGGGGGGAAUGGGGAAAAGAGGACAAAUAUAUAUCAAAUAAGCUUCGCUAUAGUUACCCAAGUGCACAAUCUAUGAGCAGUUUUACUACUACAAAUACUGAAGAUAUUUCUUAUUCAACGUACAAGAAUGGAAGAAUAGUUUAGAAAAUACAUGAUGUAAUGCUGUAUAUUUGCAUAAUAACGUACUUCAGAGAAUAUAUAACAUAAUAUCUUGUGACUUUAUAUAUAUUAAUUUUGUUGUUUAAAAAUGAAAAAAAAUAUAAAAAUGUGAAAAUUUUUCAAAAAAUAUUGAAAAAAUGUAUAUUGAAAAAAAUAUUGAAAAACUUGUAUUUAUUGAAAAAAUAUAUAAAUUGAAAAAUAUUGAAAAAUAUAUAUAUUGAAAAAUA
This is a messenger RNA of Heteronotia binoei (common prickly gecko), 875 nucleotides long. RefSeq names its product E3 ubiquitin-protein ligase RNF216-like. The transcript has 4 exons. Lineage: Eukaryota; Metazoa; Chordata; Lepidosauria; Squamata; Gekkonidae. The coding region runs from base 77 to 448 and encodes 123 amino acids. The record is from RefSeq and is a predicted model, not a curated record.